ACAGCAGAGGUAGAGAGAGAAAGUGAGAGAGAGAAAGUAGGGGCAUUGUAGUCAUUUCACAUAAAUUGACCUGCUAAAAUAAUGAAAAAACAAAAGCAUCUUCCCCCUUCUUUCAGAUUCAUGAAUAUGCAGAACAAACAAGAUGAAAAAAAGGAGAAGAAAAAAAAAAACCACACAUCAAACAGCCAGCCGGUCCGGUCCUGUCCCCCAACCACAGCAAGAAAAGGAGAGAGCCCUAUAAAGUAUGGUGCUUUCAUACCAAAACAGAAAAGAAAAACCUAAUUUAAUCUCCUUCCAUUUGGAAAAAAAAAAAAGAAGGCAAUUUUUUUUUCUGGAUGAAGAAGGAGCCCUCAAAUUUUACUAGUCUUUCCCUUUUUGUGUCUCUCUCUAGAAGUCUAGAUUUCUUUCUCUCUCCUUACAGGAAAAAAGGAAGAAGAAACAGAGAAACUCCACGCAUCAACGACAAGGAAGAGUCUUUACCACUCAAAAUUCUGUCUUUCUUUCUUUCUUUCUUUCUUGCUUGCUGUGCUGUGGUUUGCUUUGUUUCUUUCUCUUUCAUUCACAUUCACAAAGCUUUUAAUGGCCCAGCUGGACCAAAAUUUAUGUUAAGAAGAAAAACCAAAAAAGAAAGUGAAGAUGGAAUGGAUAGAUAGAUGGAUAGAUAGAUGUCUUUCUAAUGUCCUCCAACCAAACCCACCUCACAAUCACUCACAUACACACAUACACAAACAAACCCUUCUUUUCUUAAAAAUGGGUGUUCCCUCAAUUGCCCUUCUGCAACCCCCAAAAAUCCCCCCAUCUUCAUCACUGUCUCUGAAAAGAACAAUUUUUUUCACCGAGUUAUGUGGGCUUUUUUGGGUUUUAGUUGGCUUGGUCAGAGCUUCCACAGAGAAAACAGGAAACCAGGAACCUUCACCCCCUUUCUCUUCCUCAAUUCCCAUCAAUUUCUCUUUUCUCUUUCUAUUUCUCUUCUUUUUCUCUUUCUUCUUUGUCCUUGCCUCUUCUUCUUCACCCACUUUCUUUAUUUUCUUCCCCACUUCUUCAUUACCCAUCUUCCUUUCUCUCCUUCUUUCCCCUUCAUCUAACUUUUUGCCUCUUUUCCCUUCUGGGUUUUUGUUUUCUUUCCUUCGUUCUCAUCUAUGAAGAAGAUGAAAGGGGUUGUCUCUCAAUACCCUGUUUACGAGGAUUCCAAGACUAGAUUCAAGCAUCAGAGUCUCCUCCAAGAUUAUCAUGACUUGGAGAAGGAAACAGGAACUGUCAAGAGGAAAUUACAAAUGAUGAAGCAAAAAAAGAUGACCCUAAUAGCAGAAGUCAGAUUCUUAAGGAAGAGAUAUGAGUACUUGAUGAAGAACCAACCAUCAACAAAAGACCAUUAUUCAAAUGGAGAGACAGUGCAGCCGAAGCAAUUGAAAAAUCAAGUGGCUAAUAAUAAUAAGAAGGUGAAGAAUGGUGGUAGAAGAAGAACUGCUUUGCAACCGCUCCCGACCAUCUCAGAUAUAAACCAAAAGGAAAGAAUCGAUAUGCCUAUGCAGAAUUCUAUUCCAAUUCCUGUUCUUGACUUAAACCAGAAGGCAAAGACUUCUUCUAGGAAGAAAGCCAAUCAACAUAACUUGAUCCCGGUUUUCGACUUGAACCAGAAGGAAAGAAUGUGCAGUGGGAGAGAUGCUAGCGAGAGAAACAUCACUCCAUUUUUUGACUUGAACCAAAUUUCGAUAGAGGAAGAGGAAUUGCAGACCCAUUACGAGCCGCUGAGAGUUGAUGAGCUGAAGAAAAGCCUUCUUCGAGGAGGGAACGAUGAGCAGCAAAACGAUAUCAAGAUUUCGGCAUGCAGGAGUAUUGGAGAUGGUCCAAGUCGAGCUGGUAAAAGAAAAAUUUCAUGGCAAGAUCAGGUAGCUUUAAGGGUUUGAGCUCAUUGUAAUCUCUAGUGUCACUUCGAACUCUACUAUUUGGGUGAUGGGGUUGAGGCAUUUCCUUUGCCUGAAAGUUACCAAGGUUGAUUGUAAUUCCUUCUCUGAUUCUGUAUUUUUCUAUGUAAAGGGAAAGUAAAGUAGUAUUUGUCCAUGUCAAUACAUUUAAAAAGAAUGAUGAGGAGAUAUGGAAAAGGAUCAAAAUGGAAAUCCUUCAGUCUAUUGGCUA
This is a messenger RNA of Cucumis melo (muskmelon), 2136 nucleotides long. RefSeq lists its product as uncharacterized. The record is from RefSeq and is a predicted model, not a curated record. The transcript has 4 exons. Bases 1140 to 1907 code for a protein of 255 amino acids. NCBI's taxonomy places the organism in Eukaryota, Viridiplantae, Streptophyta, Magnoliopsida, Cucurbitales, Cucurbitaceae.